Messenger RNA from Strigops habroptila (Kakapo), 648 nucleotides. It is a transcript of the gene ANAPC13, whose product is annotated as anaphase promoting complex subunit 13. The record is from RefSeq and is a predicted model, not a curated record. Gene Ontology annotation, biological process: protein K11-linked ubiquitination. The transcript has 3 exons. Gene Ontology annotation, cellular component: anaphase-promoting complex. Lineage: Eukaryota; Metazoa; Chordata; Aves; Psittaciformes; Psittacidae. The coding region runs from base 94 to 318 and encodes 74 amino acids.
CGGGCGCUGCGCCUGCGCGCCGGCCGCGCCUGCGCAGGGCCGCGCCGCCGAGCCGGGAUGGGCAGGGUUUAGCUGUACUCACCUGCUACAACGAUGGACAGCGAAGUGCAAAGGGAUGGCAGAAUCCUGGAUUUGAUCGACGAUGCGUGGAGGGAAGAUAAAUUGCCGUACGAGGAUGUAGCUAUCCCUCUAAAUGAGCUUCCCGAACCAGAGCAAGACAAUGGCGGAACAACCGAGUCUGUGAAAGAGCAAGAAAUGAAGUGGACAGAUUUGGCUCUCCAGUAUCUCCAUGAAAAUGUUCCCCCCACGGGAAACUAGUGAAUCAGUGUGAUUUCAUGCAGUGGAUGCAUGAAUGCAAUAUAAAGAAUAUUUUUCAGCUGACCAUCGCUGCCAAAGGCUUCUCUGAGGAGGAAAAAAUGCUUCUGAAAAAGGCUCAAACAGUCGCCACUCACAGUGGCCAAACACAGUUUAAAAUGCUUCUAUAAUGGGUGUGAAAUAACAGUGGCUGCCUGACACCUCAGAGCAAAUAUCAAAAUGUUUCUCUUAUGUAAAAUUAUUUCAUAUCUUCUGUUAAAUUGUUCUUAAGUUGGUGCCAGUUUUGAUCUUAAAUGUUUCCUACAUGUGAUAAAAUAAGUUGUUUUUACUGUC